Peronospora matthiolae is the source of this 852-nucleotide messenger RNA. The record is from the annotation of a GenBank genome assembly. Lineage: Eukaryota; Oomycota; Peronosporomycetes; Peronosporales; Peronosporaceae.
AUGACGGAUCAAAGGAAAGGCUGUUAUAUACUUGAUCUGGUUACGCCCCCGAAGUCAGCUUCGGAGGUAGUCAAGUUGCCAACGCUAGAAUCUAAAAGAUUCUUGCAAGAUCUGCGUAGUGACGUGAUCAAACAGAUCUGCGUACUCGUCACAGAGGACGAGUACGUCGCCGAUAUUCGGUCGGCACAAGUGUUUGCUAAAAGAGAACGGGUUCUCAGUAGCUCAUCGAUGGACGAUAGUGUCCUCAAUGAGAAGACUCGGAUUAAGCGAUACACGUCUCAAUUUUGUGAGUAUUUGAAGACAAGUCCUUUGUAUAAGGAUUGGGUUGAAUUCAGGGAUGAUCUCCCUGAAUCCGUGCCAUGCGAGCUGACCAAGGACAAACGCACUCGGCAUGAGAUCGAACUGAACCACGGUUCGAAAUACUGUGUCAUGAAUCAGUGGCCAUUGCCUCGUGAACGGGUCACAGAGAUCGACAAACUCUUUGCCGAUCGCUUAGAUGCUGGUCAUGUGAAGGCAUCAACAUCCCCACACAGCUCUCCGACCUUCUGUGUGCGAAUGGCCGCAGGAGGGUGGCGGAUAGUGCUCGCGUUCAACAAAUUGAACGCUGCAACGGUAUCGGCUCAAACGCCGAUACCAAGGAAGGACGUCAUCAUUGAUGGUAUGGCAAAAAGUACCAUUUUUUCGUCCAUGGAUCUGAUGGGUGGAUUCUAUCAGAUCCUCAUGCGUGAGCGGGAGAUCCCUUACAUAGUAGUGAGCACCCCUAGUGGUAUGCUCUGGGAGUGGCUAGUAAUGCCACAGGGGCUAAGUAACGCCCCCGCAACGUUCAACAGAUUUGUUACGAAUCUGUUGUGA